CUACUCCUACUACUUUCUUUUUCUUACCAAAAAUGGCAGCUCACACAAUCUCCAUCUCCAAGUUUCCAACAACAAGAACACCCUCGUUAUUAUUCUCAGACUCAGACUCAGACUCCAACCUUAGAAGACGACCCGACCCGUGUCCACCGCACCUGGGUCGGACUCUCAGAGCACCACAAAGUGUACCUCACCCAUGCGCAUGGCUAGGCACCAACCAACUCUCGCUUCACUCCUCAAAUCUCAGACAACCACCCCACUUGUCAUGGCGCCGACCCAUCACCGCAACGGUGUCGUUUUGCCUCCCCACUGCAAAGCCAGAGAGAGCUUCUUCCUCCACUGUGAAAAUUCCCAAAUGGUCAAGGAGUGCAAUAAAGGCAUUUGCUAUGGGAGAGCUGGAAGCCAGGAAGCUCAAGUACCCAACUACUGGGACUGAAUCCCUUCUCAUGGGGAUUCUUAUUGAGGGAACUAGUCUUGCUUCAAACUUUUUGCGAGCAAAUGGGAUUACUCUAUUUAAGGUGCGUGAAGAAACUAUCAAGUUACUUGGGAAAGGUGAAAGGUUUUUUUUUAGUCCUGAGCAUCCUCCUCCAACUGAAGCGGCUCAAAGGGCCCUUGACUGGGCUGUUGAUCAGAAACUACAAUCUGGUGAUGGUGGGGAAAUUACGACAUCUCAUAUGCUUCUUGGCAUAUGGUCUGAAGUGGAAUCACCAGGUUAUAAGAUAAUGGCUACCCUUGGCUUUAAUGAUGAGAAAGCCAAAGAGUUGGAGUCUUUGAGUUCAGAACCUGGAUUUGUAGAUGAUUGAUAAAUUCAUUUGAGGUUUGUUACCAUACUUGUAAUUCUAUUUUUUGGAGAUAUAUUAAUGUUGUCUGUUCUUUCCUUUGAAGUUGCUAGUUCUGUCAUGGACACUUCAUUAGGACUUUCUCGGAUUGCUUCCCUGUUGAGCUUGCCUAUAAAAGUUGUUCUCCAUAUGAUUAGAAUUUUAAUUGAAUGUUUAAUUUUUCCAAUGUCCCAAAUUGAAAACGCUGAGUUGCGUGAUACAUUAUUCAGGGCAUGUGAUGGAGUUUGCCAUUUAAAUUA
Molecule: messenger RNA, 1075 nt
Organism: Quercus robur (English oak)
Lineage: Eukaryota; Viridiplantae; Streptophyta; Magnoliopsida; Fagales; Fagaceae
Product: ATP-dependent Clp protease ATP-binding subunit CLPT2, chloroplastic-like
Exons: 5
Coding region: 33-800 (255 amino acids)
Source: RefSeq, a predicted model, not a curated record